This is a messenger RNA of Daucus carota subsp. sativus, 2231 nucleotides long. RefSeq lists its product as uncharacterized. The coding region runs from base 848 to 2074 and encodes 408 amino acids. Gene Ontology annotation, molecular function: zinc ion binding; nucleic acid binding. The transcript is spliced from 4 exons. The record is from RefSeq and is a predicted model, not a curated record. Lineage: Eukaryota; Viridiplantae; Streptophyta; Magnoliopsida; Apiales; Apiaceae.
UUUGUGCUUUACUUUGCUACCACAUUGAUAAGAAAAAUGAAACUUGAUAGAUAUAUAUAGGAAAGGAGCAUGGCCUUUACCAACAACUUAAGCUAUUUACAUACUGCCUAGUUGGUACUAGCUCUAGUGUCAUCUUUAUGUAAAGAAUUUUAUUUUCAAUAUUUCAUUUUCUUUCUAUUGGACUUGGUACCACAUCGAGAAAGCUUGAGAAAUUCUCCCACUUUCCUUGUAUAAAUACACCAAGCUAGUUGGCUUUCCUAAUUAGGAAACUGAAGGCUUUUAAUUUGAAGGGUUAAUAGUACCGAGGUUCGAGAUCGAGAAAGAAUUUAAAUUUAGAAGCGAUUUAAGGAAAGAAUUUUGGAGAAGGAUGUUCUGGAAAGGAUAAGAAUGUGAUGAACUAAGGUUUUAGUGGCAACAAGAGGCUUGUAGAGGAAGAUGUUAAUAUAAUAUGCUUGUGUUUGUGUUUAAGUUAGGAGCUUAUGAUGUAAUCUUUAGUUACAAACUUGAAGACGUUGUAAGAACUUUAUAUUAUGAAGUGUUGUUAAGGUUGUGUAAGCAUAUAUUGAGUUGGUUAGUUUGUUUGGCAUCCCCGGGUCGGGUUUCUGAGGUCAUCCCGGGCCGGGGGCGCCACAGGUGGUAUCAGAGCUAUAGGUUCGAGUAUCGGCGAAAGUAGAAUUAAGAUUCUAGACUAGUGUGUUUUUAAGUUAGGAGAAUAUGUCUAAGGGAUAUGUGGACCUUAGUUGUGAAUGUGUGGAAUAAACUAUAUGUUUAGUACUUACUAUCGUGCUAGUAUGAAUUGUGGAUUAGAUCAGAGUUCUAAUAUAUAUUAUAUGAUUUUUAGGUAACGAUGAAUGAAGAAAAUAGUAGUGGAGCUGGGCCUAGCGUUCAAAUUAGUCCUGAAAUGAUGUUGGUUUUGGAGGAAAUGAGGAAUAUGUUGAAGACUAUUAGGGGAGAUCAAGAAAAUACGAAUACAAUUAAGGUAAACACUGAUCGUGUGGAAGAACAAGAUCGUAUAAAUAAUCCGGAGCGAGAAGGUGAGAAUAAACGAAGGUGUACUUACAAGACCUUUAAGGAUGCUGAUCCCCCGAUAUUUAAAGGAGAUUUGGAUCCACAUGUUGCGAAUACGUGGAUUAAGGAAAUGGAGAAAGUGAUAGAAAUUUCUGAAUGCUUGGAUGAACAAAAGGUGAAAUUCGCAACACACUCUUUAAGGGGGGAAGCAGUAUUUUGGUGGGACACUGUUAAACAGACGGAAGAUUGUUCAACAAUGACUUGGAUGAGGUUUAAGGAGUUGUUCUUUGAUAAAUAUUUUCCUGCGUGUAUGAAAAAUGAGAUGGAGAUGAAGUUUUUAGGAUUGAAGCAAGAAGGAAUGUCUGUGUCAGAAUAUUUGUCGAAGUUUUUGGAGCUUUCUAGGUUUGCCCCUCAUCAGGUUAAUACUGAAGCUAGGAAAUGUCAGAGAUUUCAGGAGGGACUGAAACCUCAAAUUAGAGAAAGGGUCUCUUUGUUGGAACUAGAGCAAUUUGAUAAGUUGGUGGGAAAAGCUAGGAUUGCCGAAAGGGAGUAUGAAGCUCGCACCCAAUUCUUCAACAAUAAGAAAAGAGGAAGAGAAACAGAACUGCGUGAUAAUUCAGGAUAUAAGAAGGAUGAUAAGAAGUUUCAGAAGACAAAGAAAGAUAGUUUCCCGGGAAAUGAUAGGAAGACCACCAUACCGGAGUGUAAGAAGUGUGGACUAAAGCAUGGUGGUGACAUUUGUUACCGAGCUGAUGGGUUGUGUUAUAAUUGUGGAGAAAGGGGGCAUAUAGCGACUCAAUGCCCAAGGCCGAAAGUGAUUUCUUGCUAUAGUUGCGGAAAACCGGGACAUGUAUCAAGGGACUGCCCACAGAAAAGAGUCAAGCAAGAAGUUGAAACUAAAGAAAAUAGAACUACCACAUCAAGACCUUUUCAGCAAUCAACACCUAGGGCAGUGGCAAGAACCUACGCAAUGACGACUCAGGAUGCUGAAAUAUCGAAUGAUGUGGUGUCAGGAAAGAAUUUUGGAGAAGGAUGUUCUGGAAAGGAUAAGAAUGUGAUGAACUAAGGUUUUAGUGGCAACAAGAGGCUUGUAGAGGAAGAUGUUAAUAUAAUAUGCUUGUGUUUGUGUUUAAGUUAGGAGCUUAUGAUGUAAUCUUUAGUUACAAACUUGAAGACGUUGUAAGAACUUUAUAUUAUGAAGUGUUGUUAAGGUUGUGUAAGCA